AUGAUAUCAAAAAAGGUUAAGAAGCUGAUUCUGCGUAGGAAUAACAUCGUUGGUUCCGCUAAAUUGCUGAAAGCGUUUGACGUGAAUUUUGUAUUUGAUCGCGAUUUCCCUCAACUGAAGUUCCGUCUUGAAAAACUAGAUGAGCUGUGGGAGAAAUUCAAUGAGGUUCAGGCGGAAAUUGAAUUAGACGAGGACUUAACCGACGAUUUAGCUGAAAUUCGAGCUUCGUUCGAGACUGAAUACUUCGAACUGAAAGGGUCUUUGGCGAGAAAACUCGAAAUUGUUACCGAGCGCACUGACCGACCUCCCACUUCGCCUGGUGUUCCACCUGCAUACGCUUCCUCUGUUCGUCUCCCUGAACUGAAAAUUCCUGAGUUCAGUGGAAACUUUGAUGAUUGGAUGAAUUUCCACGACCUUUUUACUACUCUCGUCCACACAAAUUCCCAUCUUUCAUCGGUACAGAAAUUUCAGUACCUGAAAGCUGUGCUGAAAGGAGAAGCUUUACGUCUCAUUCAAUCGCUUACUGUUUCAUCCACUAACUACACAAUCGCAUGGGAUCUGUUGAGAAAGAGAUUUGACAACAAGAAUCUGCUGAUCAAGCAACAUUUUUCGGCACUGUUAUCUACUUCCUCAGUACGUAAAGAAUCGUCAGUUGCUCUAUCCAACUUAGCUGACGAGUUCGAAAAGCACAUCAAUGUGCUCAACAAAUUGGAAGAUUCCAACAAUCAUUGGAAUUCGUUCCUUGUAGAGCUGCUAAGCAGUAAGCUCGACCCGACAACGCAGAAGGAAUGGGAACAACAGCUCGAUGAAACUGAACGACCAACGUACCAAACAUUAGUUGAGUUUGUUCAGAAACGCGCACGAAUUCUACAAUCACUAACGCUCUCCCAGAUUUCGAACCAAGUGAACAAAUCCGAAUCAAAGCACGAGUUAAAACCUGUCAGAAGUAAAACCUCCUCGUAUCACACUACAAAUAGUUUCCCGAAGUGUAUCAUGUGCAAGAAUUCACACAUAUUAUCCCAAUGUGACGAUUUUAAGAAACUUUCGCCACAACAACGUUUCGAUGUGGCCAAGCGCCACGGCCUCUGCUUAAAUUGUUUGAAGGCGUCACAUUUGAUGAAAAAUUGUUCAGCUGGUUCGUGUCGAACAUGCAGCAGACGACAUCACACACUGUUGCAUCUGAAUUCACAGUCUUCGGAUGCUGUCGCUCAAUCUGAAUCUGUGGCAGCACAGGUCGGCCAAUAUUCACAACUCUCACAAUCGGCCACGGUUGUCGAAGCGCCACCGUCGGUUACGUGCAUUGCCGAUCAAUGUCACGUGGUCCCUCGGGUUACGGGACUAGCCCCGUCGCCGUCGGAUGGGCUUGUUAAUCGCUCUUUUUCGUACGUACCUUCGUCGGGUACGCAGUCUACACCGUCAUGCUCAGCCCGCUCUUCCUCGCAAGUGACUAAUUGCCAAUCCGUCACUCCAAACCAAUCGUUCGUUUCGAAAGGCAGCACAUCUGCUGUCUUUAUGCUCACAGCGUAUAUCAAAGUUAGACACGCUGAUGGCACUUAUCUCUUCGCCAGAGCACUGUUGGACUGCGCAUCCGAAGCCAAUUUCGUUACCGAAGAACUAGCCCAAAAGCUUUGCUCAAAGCGCAAGCUCGCAGACAUAGAUGUUUACGGCAUCAGUCAAUCGGUCAAGAAAGUGAAACACCAAACAACUAUUACAGUUGCCUCUCGCUUUGGAUCAUACAGUACUAGUAUAGACUGUCUGAUACUACCUACGUUAACUCGAGUUUUACCUACUGCCAAUGUAGAUAUAUCGAAAUGGGUUAUUCCUCGCCACCUCCCUCUCGCAGACCCUAAAUUUAAUAUCGCUCACGAUGUAGACAUAAUCAUCGGUAUAAGGAAUUUCUUCACGAUCUUAGAAAAUGAGCAGAUCACACUGGGCGAUAGCAUGCCGGUGUUGCGCAAAACGGUGUUCGGAUAUGUUGUCGCAGGAGAAGCAUCGGUUCACCAUAGUCCUGUGGUAGUUUGCAACGCAUCAACUGUUGAAAACUUGACGUCAGCAGUUCAUAAAUUCUGGCAGGUGGAGAGUUUUGAGAAGGGAAAGGCAUUCUCCCUCGAGGAACAGCAUUGCGAGGAAGCAUUUUUGAAUACGCAUUAUAGAGCCGCUGACGGUCGGUACGUGGUACGUCUGCCGAUUCGUGAGGAGUUGUUGUGUUCUCUGGGAGCGUCAUAUUCGGUUGCGAAACGCAGAUUCCUGACCAUCGAGAGGAAACUAAUAAAAGAUCCUACGCUCCAGGUAGAAUACUCACAAUUCAUGACCGAGUACAUUUCGUUGGGACACAUGGAACAAAUUGAACCAGAUAUGUCGAAACCACACUUUUAUCUUCCUCAUCAUGCUAUACAACGUCCCGAGAGCACUACUACAAAGACGAGAGUAGUGUUCGACGCCUCGUGUCGAAGCUCCAACAAUCUAUCGUUAAACGACCUCUGCUAUAUUGGACCCACAGUUCAACCACCGCUACUGUCUACACUUCUCAACUUUCGGUUGCCGAAGCACGCAAUAACUGCCGACGUGGAGAAGAUGUAUCGGCAAGUUCUCAUCCACGAAGAAGACCGUGCGCUGCAGCUGAUCUUGUGGAGAGAGAACCCGAAGGAUCAACUGAAAACGUAUCGUUUGAAAACAGUGACUUAUGGCACUGCUCCUGCUCCGUACCUCGCCACCCGCGUGUUAAACAAAUUGGCCGAGGAUGAAGCCGAAAAUUACCCGUUGGCUGCUGCGAAAGUGCUGAGUUCUUUCUAUGUAGACGAUUAUCUUUCGGGAGAUGACGAUGAGCAACGCCUGAUAGAAACAAAUAAUCAGCUGAUAAAUCUGCUUCGUUGUGGAGGAUUCAAUUUGCGAAAGUGGUGUAGUAAUAACCCCAACAUUCUCUCACACAUCCCCGAAUCACUUCGAGAUACUCGAACAGAGUUGGAAAUCAACAAGUCAGGAUCGGUGAAGGCACUCGGCCUCCUCUGGCACCCCCUUCCCGAUCACUUUAGUUUCAACGUUCCAAAAUUUUCAUCGUCGGAAACGAUCACAAAACGUUUAAUACUCUCAGAGAUGUCGCGCCUUUUCGAUCCGAUGGGGUUAGUCGGAGCAGCUAUCGUCAGCGCGAAGAUCCUUCUGCAAUUAAUGUGGUCGAAAAACUUUGACUGGAACCAAGAAGUUCCAAAAGAAUUUCAAGAUUGGUGGAUCCAAUAUCGGUCCGAGAUUCAGACACUCGCUGUUUUAAAAAUUCCUCGCCGUGUUAUGGUGGAUAAUCCUCGGGUACUUGAAUUUCACGUCUUUUCAGACGCAUCCGACAAGGCCUAUGGAUGUUGCGUCUAUCUCAAAUCUAUCAAUUCAAUGGGAGAACGCAAAUGCAAUUUACUCAUUUCAAAGUCUCGCGUCAGCCCACUCAGCAAACUAUCAACUCCUCGGCUCGAGCUUUGUGCCGCUGUGCUCGCUGCGCAACUGGCCGAGUUUGUACUGGACGCCACAAAGAUUAAUUGCCCAGUAACGUACUGGACGGAUUCGACAAUAGUACUUCACUGGCUAGCAUCGUCAUCAUCUUCGUGGAAAGUGUUUGUGUCGAAUAGAAUCGCCGAAAUACAUCGGCUCACCCGAGGUAGUAUUUGGCGCCACGUUCCAACCACCGAUAACCCUGCUGAUCGAGUCUCACGAGGCAUUCUCCCAUCUCGCUUAAUUGAUGACGAUUUGUGGUGGCAUGGACCUCCGUUCCUACUCGAGGAUGAGUCAAGCUGGCCGCCGAACAAUAUAGCGCUCUCGCCGUUACACUUACAGGCUCGAGAGACAGAAGCCAGACAAAUAGUGUCCAUGAUAACCACCAUUACAACUUCAUUGCUUUCGGAAUUGAUCGAACGACACUCUCUUCUUUCUCCUCUGCUACGCAAGCACAAAACACAAUACUAUGUCCACCAUGAUAAUUCUCUGUGUGUCCAAUUGGCAUUGAAAACUUUGAUUAAAGUCGCUCAAAAGGAAUACUUUUCGCUAGAAAUCGAUUUUCUAAGGAAACAUCAAGGUCCUGCACGAAAGGAAAUGACAUUUAAAUCGCCGUUGAAAAAGCUUAAUCCUUUCCUCGAUUCAGAAGGUUUGCUGAGGAUAUUUGGACGUCUACAAAAUCUGGAUGCUCCUUUCGAUACAAAAUAUCCCAUAAUUCUUCCAUCGAAAGCGCAUCUAACGUUCCUGAUUGCGAAGGCGACCCACUUUAGAAUGCUGCAUAGCGGACCUCAACUACUACUAGCCACCUUGAGACAGCGUUUUUGGCCAAUCAGGGGACGAGACCUAGCUACGAAGAUCGUCAGAGAGUGCAUGGUUUGUUUUCGAUGUAAACCCAAAAGCAUCUGCCAGAUCAUGGGACCACUACCAGCUGUUCGUCUUACGCCUUCGCGUCCGUUCGUUAGUAGUGGCGUCGACUAUUGCGGACCGUUUUCUGUUCGUCCACCGAACCGUCGAGGUUCGUCAAUGAAAAUAUUCGUCGCAAUUUUCAUUUGUAUGUGGUCGAAAGCAGUGUAUAUUGACAUGGUCUACAGUCUCACGACUACCGCCUUCGUGAACGUUCUUAUUCGUUUCUUGUCGCGGCACGGUAGUGUAGCUCAUAUUUAUUGCGAUAACGCGCGGACGUUCGUCGGAGCAAACCGCGUGCUCCAGGAAUAUCGUCGCGAGUUCAACGCGAUGCAUUGCUCCGAGAAACUCGCUUCGCAUUGUGCUGACAAUGGAAUAACCUUUCAUUUCAACCCUGCACGAUCACCCCACUUUGGAGGCCUAUGGGAGGCCUCCGUCAAGACCUUCAAAUAUCACCUCUACCGUAUAAUGAAGGAUUCGCUGCUGAUCAUCGAUGACUUCCACACGCUCAUCACCCAGAUACAAGGAGUGAUGAACUCUCGUCCGUUGAUGCCCUUGUCCUCCGAUCCGGCAGACGUGAUUGCCCUAACACCUGCGCACUUUCUUGUGGGAGAGCCAAUCAAUUCGCUCCCGCAACCAGAUUUGUGUGACUUUCCUGACAACCGUCUUAACUCAUUCCAGACAAUGCAGAAACGUUUCCAGCACUUCUGGAAGGCUUGGUCGCGCGACUACAUCGGCCAACUGCAGAACCGCCAGAAAUGGCCAGUGGUCCAUCCUGAUGUCGACGUAGGCACACUCGUUCUGCUGAAGAAGAAGUCAACACCACCCAUGAAAUGGAACCUUGGACGGGUGGAACAAAUUUUCCCAGGAAAAGACGGACACGUGCGUGUGGUCCAGGUCCGGACCGCACAAGGUACUUACCGACGAGCCAUUACAGAGGUGUGCCCACUCCCUAUCGAGCAGCCUCGCACCCAAGACAUCAGCGCUACAGUUCCUGCAGAUGCACCACCGACCACCCACUAA
Molecule: messenger RNA, 5400 nt
Organism: Toxorhynchites rutilus septentrionalis
Lineage: Eukaryota; Metazoa; Arthropoda; Insecta; Diptera; Culicidae
Exons: 2
Coding region: 1-5400 (1799 amino acids)
Biological process (GO): DNA integration
Molecular function (GO): nucleic acid binding
Source: RefSeq, a predicted model, not a curated record